UUGCUGCCUCGUCCCCUCCUUCGGGACUGUGUUCGUGGAGAGGAGAGAGAUGAGCAGGAACAGCAGCAAGCUGAACUCGGUGUUCUACGCCGCGUCGUACCACCCGAUCCAGGCCGGAAGCAUCGACGGCACCGACGUCCUCCCCCACGACAACGCCGUCUACCGGGCCCACCUCUGUUCCUCCGCCGGCCUCUAUGACCCGUUUGGCGAUCCCAAAGCCGUGGGUGACCCUUACUGCACCCUCUUCGUCGGGCGUCUCUCCCACUUCACCUCCGAGGACACUCUCCGCAAGGCUAUGAGCAAGUAUGGUCGCGUGAAAAACCUGCGCUUGGUUAGGCACAUUGUGACUGGUGCCUCAAGAGGUUAUGCUUUUGUCGAAUAUGAAACUGAAAGAGAAAUGAGACGGGCAUAUAAGGACGCUCACCAUUCUUUUAUUGAUGAUUCUGAGAUUAUAGUUGACUAUAAUAGACAGCAAUUAAUGCCAGGAUGGAUCCCAAGGAGGUUAGGAGGAGGCCUUGGCGGUAAGAAAGAGUCAGGACAGCUUCGGUUUGGAGGACGAGAAAGACCAUUUCGAGCUCCUCUUCGCCCAAUCCCAUUGGAUGACUUGAAGAGGCUGGGCAUCCCACCUCCCCCAGAGGGACGAUACAUGUCACGUUCUGAGGUUCCAUCACCCCCUAGAAGAGGACAGGGUUUGUUAGAUAAGGAAGAAGGAUCUCACAGAAGCUCUAGGAACAGAGAAGCGCAUACUCACAAAAAAAACUCCAAGGAGAGGGAAGAUCGCAUGCAUGGGAGGAGCCCUGAGGAUGUAUUAGAUCACUCUUACUAUAGAGGUUCUGAGGAAGAACAUCGCCAUGAUAGGAGGCGCCAUAAGGAUAAGGAGUUUUCCAAUAGGAAGAGCUCGAUGGAAUUGGAAGAGAAGUAUCAUUACAGAAGCUCUGUGGAGAAGGAAGAAGCUGUCAGAAGCUCUUUGGAUGGGGAAGAUCGCUCUCACAAACGGAGCUCCAUCGAUGAUGACGAACGUGUCAAGAAAAGGAGCAAAAGAAGUUCAUCGGAGAGAGAGGAUCAUAAAGAAAGAGACUUCUCUGAUAGGGAGGAGCGCCAUCACAAAAGCAGGUCUCGAGAUGAGAGAGAGCGCUCUUAUAAGCAUGACAAACAUCGUGAGAGAUCCCAUCAGCGUGAGGGGAAAAGAUCUAUCAGUCGGGAAUAUGCAUCCAAUUAUUGAUUUUUGGGAGGUUUGCAUUUGGUUUGAUUCCAGAGAAAGAUGCACAUAGGGAUUGCUUUUUGCUUGCCUUUUACAGAAUGUAAUUCACCAUCAUUAAUCUGUUCAUAAUGAAGUUUGAUUUGCUUUUUAAGUU
This is a messenger RNA of Syzygium oleosum, 1355 nucleotides long. RefSeq names its product U11/U12 small nuclear ribonucleoprotein 35 kDa protein. The transcript has 8 exons. The coding region runs from base 50 to 1222 and encodes 390 amino acids. Gene Ontology annotation, biological process: mRNA splicing, via spliceosome. Gene Ontology annotation, molecular function: mRNA binding; snRNA binding. NCBI's taxonomy places the organism in Eukaryota, Viridiplantae, Streptophyta, Magnoliopsida, Myrtales, Myrtaceae. The record is from RefSeq and is a predicted model, not a curated record. Gene Ontology annotation, cellular component: precatalytic spliceosome; U12-type spliceosomal complex.